Dufourea novaeangliae is the source of this 1786-nucleotide messenger RNA. Its product is annotated as trafficking protein particle complex subunit 12. The transcript has a single exon. Lineage: Eukaryota; Metazoa; Arthropoda; Insecta; Hymenoptera; Halictidae. Gene Ontology annotation, molecular function: protein binding. Gene Ontology annotation, cellular component: TRAPP complex; Golgi apparatus. The record is from RefSeq and is a predicted model, not a curated record. Bases 129 to 1724 code for a protein of 531 amino acids.
CUUCAUGGCAAAAAUGUCUCCAUCUGAUUUUGACAGUUGACGUUUAAGAUCUCAUCUAAUGUAAGCUAUAUAGCAUUUCUCAAGCCCAUAUAAAUAUAUGUAAAUAAUUUUUAAUCACGGAAAGAGUAAUGUAUUCUAGUAUAAAAACUGGAAUGGCUGAAAAAGACGGAUCUUCGAUGAAACGAACUUCCGAAGCUACUGACGAGGUUACAAAAGAAAAGGAGGCCGAUAUCAGUCGUUAUUUUGAAAGUGCAUCCCGCACGAUCUUUGAUGAGAUUGUUCCGUCUAAGAAAGAUGAUUUUUUCGCAAUGCAAAGAGGUUCUGGGAGCAGAAUUCCGGAUUUCGAACUAAUGGCCGACCGUUCGACCGAGUUCUUAAAAAGCAAUACAUUGCUUGACAACGAGCGACUCGAUCACAGUGCGAUUAAUGAUACACACAGGGAUGUGUGGAUUCCAUCUGAGCAAACACGGAAAGUUUUACGUAGUAUUGCCACAUCAACCACUGGGACUAGUUCUCUUGAUAGAGAGAACCUAACAAUGCCAGGGCUGGCAGUGCAGGGUGAAAUGCCUGAUUUAAUAAAGAGUACUGCAAUUCACUUGCUAGGAGAAGAUGAGAAUAUUCACAGAAAUGUACUUACUGCUUCAGAUGUAACGCAAGAUGAGCGUGGCUUAAGAAACUUAAUACAAGCUGGCUGUUACAAAGCAGCGAUAAAUUUGUCAGGAAAACUUUUAGCAGUGUAUGCUCAGGGUUAUGGCAAGAUAAAUCAACCUAGCAAACACACUCCACAUUCUCUGCAAUUAUGGUACACAAGGCUAGCUUUAUUGACAAAACUCAGACAAAUAGACAUUUUGGAGAAUGAAGCAAAACCAUUUGGUAACCUAGAUAAGCCUGAUAUGUACUUUACAUUUUAUCCUGAUUUAUAUGGUACCAGGCCAGGUUCUAUGGCCUCCUUUUCCUUUAGAUUACUUUUAGCAGAAAUACCAUUGUAUUGUGGCAAACCAAAGCAAGCAUUAGAUAAUUUAUAUAAAGUUUUAGCUACUGUGAAUCAGAUUAUAGCAAAUUUUAAUGCUGGGUUCAGUGGAGACGGAUCUCGUGUUACAGUCAGUGCAGUAGAGCAAGAGGAUGCUGUACGAUUGUGGAAAGGCAGGAGAUCUAGGGUCCUAAUAUCUAUCACUAACUGUGCAGUUACCAUGAAGAAUUAUGUGCUGGCUAUAAAUAUUUUAGAAAAACUAUGCGAUUCUCCAGUCUGGUCCCUUGAACAAUUAGAUACAUUGCAAUCCAGCAUUGGAAGGCUGCACCUGUUUUUGGGAGACGUUUCAGCUGCAGAAAAACUACUUACCAAAGGACACAAGCGAGACAGUGAGUUAACUGUUAGAGAGUGGAUGGAUAGAGGAUUAAUGGCUGUAGCAUAUAACAUGUUUGAAGAAGCAUACAAAUGCUUCGAAGCGGCAGCCGCAUUGGAGCCUUCGAAUAUUGCAUCAACUAAUAAUAUGGCUGUUUGUCUUUUAUACAUGGGACAGUUGAAAGAUGCGGUGCAUUUAUAUGAAAGUGCAAUUACAAAGAAUCCUGUAAAGAGUUUGCAAGAGCCUAUACUAUUAAAUAUAUGCAGUGCAUACGAAUUGCACACAACUCACUGUGAACAACCCAAAUUGCAUCUGUUGAGUCAACUGAAUAGGUAUAAAGGAGAUGCUGUAGAUAUACAGUGUCUGAAACUCGCUUUGUAAAGUUAAUACUAAUCUUAAAUGGAAACUAUUUUAUUCGUCCAUGUAUAGUAUGUAAUAAGAGA